AUGCCACUACUUCGCAUUAGAAGGUGUCAAAGCACUCCAAAAGCUGCUGGUGGUGGUUUUGUCGAUACGCUGAUAGAUAAGUUACCAUUCGAAGUACACUUACCUUCUUACCAGUUCUGCGGUCCAGGGACACGUCUUCAAAAAAGGUUAGCCCUAGGUCAGAAAGGCAUUAAUAAAUUAGACGCUGCAUGCUUACAGCAUGAUUUUACAUAUCAGAAAUCUGAUUUGACAGCGAAACACGUUGCUGAUUAUCAACUUGCGCAAGACGCUUGGAAAAGAGUCAAAUCUCCAGACGCAAAACUUGGAGAAAAAGCUGCCGCUUGGUAG
Messenger RNA from Acanthoscelides obtectus, 327 nucleotides. NCBI's taxonomy places the organism in Eukaryota, Metazoa, Arthropoda, Insecta, Coleoptera, Chrysomelidae. The record is from the annotation of a GenBank genome assembly.